GGGCUGACGGCACAUGCAGCAGGCUGCUGGCGGCAGUCAGACACCAUGCUUGUGUUGGUUGCCAUGGCAAAGCAGUUUGCGCUGCGCACUGAGUACCACCAGUGGAUGAUCGACCUGGCAUUUCUGCCUGCAUUGCUCGGUGUCGCACGCCACGUAUCGGCCGCCAGCAGCAGAAGAAAACGCAACGGAGGUGGCGAAUCCGCAGAUGGUGCAGCUGCUGGAGCUGGGUGCCGUCGAUGUCAUCACUGCGUGUGUCCGCCAGAAUGA
Kickxella alabastrina is the source of this 267-nucleotide messenger RNA. RefSeq lists its product as uncharacterized. The record is from RefSeq and is a predicted model, not a curated record. NCBI's taxonomy places the organism in Eukaryota, Fungi, Kickxellomycota, Kickxellomycetes, Kickxellales, Kickxellaceae. The transcript is spliced from 4 exons. The coding region runs from base 46 to 267 and encodes 73 amino acids.